This is a messenger RNA of Gloeophyllum trabeum ATCC 11539, 504 nucleotides long. RefSeq names its product PIG-P-domain-containing protein. Lineage: Eukaryota; Fungi; Basidiomycota; Agaricomycetes; Gloeophyllales; Gloeophyllaceae. The transcript is spliced from 3 exons. The record is from RefSeq and is a predicted model, not a curated record. The coding region runs from base 1 to 504 and encodes 167 amino acids.
AUGUCCGGGGACCCUACAUCUCCCGUAUCCCCACUCGCCUCCUUCCCCCCAGACCCGCCACCCGAGCAUCGCAGCCGCGCUCCGGAAUUUUACGGCUUCGCUGUAUUGACCUCCACCUAUAUCCUCUUCUGCAUCUACCUUCUGUGGGCCCUUCUCCCCGACGAAUACAUCCUGUGGCUAGGUAUCUCCUACUAUCCAAGCCGAGAAUGGGCAGUCCUUCUGCCGGCGUACUCCAUCGUGCUCGUCCUUCUAACUUACUUCACCUAUUUCGCGCUCGCGAUAGCCGGCACGCCACGCUUUUCGGAGCAGUGCACGAUAACGGACUCCAAAGCGCACUAUCCGGGCAUGGACGCCCCAAAUGCGUACAUUCCCGCCAAUCCGGGAGCCAUACCGGACAUGUACGACAUUCCCAUCGGCAUGGUCAAUCGUGCCCUACAUGGUCCUCGGGGGCAGUACCGGCAAGAUGCACGACAACAUGCUUCAUCCGGCCGCGCAUCAGGCUAG